Candidula unifasciata is the source of this 1659-nucleotide messenger RNA. Lineage: Eukaryota; Metazoa; Mollusca; Gastropoda; Stylommatophora; Geomitridae. The record is from the annotation of a GenBank genome assembly.
AUGAUUAUCAAUGUGUGGCUCUCACUGUGGUGUUUUGGCUUCGUCAGCCACAUUUCUAACGGAUUACAUUUAACCGGGACGUGGAAUAGUAAAGAUUUCUUCAUUUUUCUUACCAAAUUUGGUUUUCAGAAAACGGAUCCAAAACAGCAAGAAAACACACAGGGGUAUAUCUACGGGAAUAUAACCAAAUCAAACAACGUAAACACGACAAAAGAUCUAACGCUUGUUGUGGUUGAUAGUGAGUAUUUCUUAGAAUAUUAUGGAAACAGUACAAUACGGUCUAAACAGACUUGCCCAGCAAUGUUUGUGAAAGUUGACCAGAUAGCUUUCGAUUAUAUCUGCAAGCCUAAAGGAUUGGAGGAUUUUCUGAGGAAGAUCCCUUGUCCUAAGGAUAAACUGUGCAUAGACGAGGAUAAUCCCAAGAAUGUGGUUCCUGGAUACCAGUUUACUUACAAAGUCAGGGAUGUGCAGAGACCAAGAUUUUGGUAUUUGAGUUUUGUGUCGUGUUUUCGGGACACAUCAGGACGUAAAUGUGAGUGGCAGUCUAGCGAAGACUCAGGGAUUAUCAUCAACUAUGAUAUUUGGCUAGUCAACGGAAACCCCUCAGUCAGGGGCCAGAAUCCUUUUGAACACCAGUUCUCAUUUGAAUUCCACGAUGUAUUUGAGAUUCAUGUCAUUGCACUGAUUCUGUGUAUUGCUAUUUUCUUGUUGUGGCUGUAUGCCUUCAGCAAACAGCGCCACAUGGUCACCAGACUCUUCACCGCUUGCUUGUGCGGAGAAAUGCUCAGCAUCACGCUCAACCUGAUCCACGUCAGCAUCUUUGCCUACAACGGGGUCGGAGCUGAGUGGCUGGGGAAAGUGGGGACUCUGCUGGACUUGGCAACACAGUGUGUCUUUAUGCUGCUGUUGCUGCUGCUUGCCAAGGGGUUGGGGAUCACAACCGACCAGUUCAAGUGGAAGUCUGUGAUUUUCUCUCUGUGGGCUGCGUAUACACUCCUGAACAUCUUCCUGUAUGUGUGGAAUUUGGUCGAGAUUGACAACAUCAUCUCCAACACGGACGAGUGGCAGUCUUGGCCAGGUUAUGCAACAUUGGCAUUUAGAAUUGUUGUUAUGUUCUGGUUCUUGUAUGAGCUAAGGAAGACAUUUGGACAUACAGAUCGGGAGGAUAUGACAUUUGUCAUGCAUUUCGGAGCAUUCUUUCUUGUCUGGUUCUGCUACCUACCUGCACUGGCUUUGAUCACGACACAGGUGUCGCCAUUGUGGAGGUACAAGACUAUAAUCAGUAUUAACUAUGCGGUGGACAUCCUAGCCUAUGCUGUACUGGUGCACCUGUUCUGGCCAGCCCGCUCUAUUUUGUUCCUUGUAGAAGGAGAGAGGCCUUUACAGACCUACGACUUGGAAAUUACUGGUUUGCUGGAUGACAUGCAAGAAAUGGCCAUCUUCAAUCGUGCAGAGGCCCUGGCAGAAAUAUCCUCUCAGAAGAAUCAAAACAAAGAUGACAUAUCAAAUCAGCCAUCCACCUCCACAGACGUGUCAAAGGUUAAAGGUCGAAAAUCUCGUAAUGGAACAACUAAUGGCCGUGUCUUGUCCAACGGACAUCUGCAAUUCCAAGACAACAGUGCAUAUGAGAUGGAGAAGGAGUCACCGAAGGACACAUGA